Babesia ovata is the source of this 753-nucleotide messenger RNA. RefSeq names its product exosome complex exonuclease RRP46 homolog, putative. The coding region runs from base 1 to 753 and encodes 250 amino acids. Gene Ontology annotation, biological process: rRNA catabolic process; nuclear mRNA surveillance; poly(A)-dependent snoRNA 3'-end processing. Lineage: Eukaryota; Apicomplexa; Aconoidasida; Piroplasmida; Babesiidae. The transcript is spliced from 3 exons. Gene Ontology annotation, cellular component: nuclear exosome (RNase complex); nucleolus; cytoplasmic exosome (RNase complex). The record is from RefSeq and is a predicted model, not a curated record.
AUGGUAGGAAUGCUAAGAUCCGACGGACGGUCGUAUCUCGACCUGCGCCCGAUAUGUGUAGAGCUGAAUCCCCUUCGUAGUGGUCCGUCGUGUCGGCUAACCGUUGCUGGCUCUGCGGACGGUAGCGGCGAUGAAGGCGAUCCAACCUCGGUACAGGCCGUGAUAUAUUUUUUGGCCGAUAAUCGCAACCGUAAUACGGUUGGUGCAUAUCAUAGGCCGACAUUUGAGGUCUACGUGCGUCCUCCUCGAGGGCCUGUCAAGGGAUACAUCCGCGGCAUCGAAUGUUUGCUUCUAAAAACAUUGCAGAAUCUAGUGGAUGUGUCGUCGUUAGGCAAAGUGCUGGUAUCCGUUCGGAUGCAGGUGUUGUCGGAAGGCAGCGGUUUGCUAUCCAUGUGUCUUAACGCGUUAGUGACGUGUGCGCUAAUAGCAGGGCUAAAAUUGCACGAGAUCCCUCAAGCCGUGCAGUUCGGAAUACUGGUUCGAAACGGUUCUGCUGGAUUCAUCGCUGAUCCUACCCCUGAAGAACUCGAUAAAAAAUGCAGCGUAGGCGUUACGAUACUUUGUGCGCCUCAAACUGGUCGUAUCUUUUUGACGACUGUUGACCACGGCCGUGGUGGAUACGAAGAAUUCCUACAGGAGAGGCUGGAAGAAGCGGCAAAGCAGCUUGCACAACACCGCUUAGCCGAUAUAAACAACCGGUAUCAGGAGGCAUUUGGUCCGGCGUCUGUUUCGUUUGAGGCGAAUGGGUCGUAG